This is a messenger RNA of Clonostachys byssicola, 1293 nucleotides long. The record is from the annotation of a GenBank genome assembly. NCBI's taxonomy places the organism in Eukaryota, Fungi, Ascomycota, Sordariomycetes, Hypocreales, Bionectriaceae.
AUGAAUCAACAAGGUCUCGUGUUCCUUAACGCGACGGGCGCCCCGGUCUUGUCUCGUGCCGACUCGCGGCAGAUGAGGGCAUACAUUACCAAAUCCAACUUUGCCAAGCGACGCCAGCGUAUAUCCAAGGAGGAGAUCAAGGGCAACGAGGGCAGCAAGAAGGCCCCUCAACAAGCAUUGCAUCGAAGGAAGAGGUGUCAGCAAAAGAGCCAACAAACCGCCUCGGAAGCAAGUCCGACGAAGCUGCCAACCAGGGAAUCUCCCCCAUGUGCCCCGUCCAUGCAGCUGCUCCGCAAUUUCCGCUACCUUGUUUUUCUGGACAUACGGCCGACCGUCCAGGACCCAGUAGAGAAGGCCUGGUUCGAUCUCAUCACCUCGGAGCCAGUGGUCUUCGAAGCGUCAUUGGCCGGGGGCAUGCGGUGCUGGGGCCCGGACGAGGAGUCUCAGCAAAACGCCGACCUCCACCUAUCAAGAGCGACGAAACUCCUCGUAGAACGCAUCAGCUGCGAGCAGGUUCCGUCAGAUGCGAUGAUAGGGGCUGUGAUGACCAUGGCCUUUGGGGAGCGCAUGGCAGACAAUGACGAAGCGUGGAAUGUGCACAUGGAGGGACUGAUCAAGAUGAUGCAGCAGAGACGGCGUCAUGGCGCCAGCUCUUUACCACCUAUUUUACGCAGCCUCGUUGCCUUGGACUUCAUGAACCACGUGCUGGGCUUCCCACGAUUCUAUCAUACCAAGGUGGUCGAUAUAUUGAGCAGCCAUGGCGACCAGGUCAUAUCCACGUUAACUCCAAUCCCGGCCGAUAUAUCUUUACUCAAGACCGCCGUAGGUGCUCCAAAAACGGGUCAUGCGGGACGAGCCUCCCAUGACGUGGAAGGACCACUACAAAGACUACGGCUUGCAACUCGAGCUCUUCGAGAAUUUAACGAACCCUACGUAAAGGUCACCUCCCGGUCACUCGAAAUAUAUCUCAAUCUAGUUUGGCCUCUACUAUUCCCAACGAAUCUCAAGUCUGUAGGAGGCGAAUUGAAAGAUGCCAUCAGCGAGUUUCGCAUCAAAGCCUGCCCCUACAUGGACUUAACAUCACCACACUACAUUUUGGGGCUCCUGGCUACCGACAAGGGCUCUGAAGCAAGAUCUUGGUUCCUAGACAGACUCAAGGGUUCAGUGCAGGUGAUGAGGCAACGCGGGUGGUCUGAUCCUCUCAGCUUGAUGAAAAGGGGCUUGGUGCAUGAGCCGCUUGUACAUCAUGAAUUUAUGGCGAUUUGGGGUGACGAAACCAAUGGAUUGAUGUAA